This is a messenger RNA of Clarias gariepinus (North African catfish), 3579 nucleotides long. It is a transcript of the gene gga3b, whose product is annotated as golgi associated, gamma adaptin ear containing, ARF binding protein 3b. Gene Ontology annotation, biological process: vesicle-mediated transport; intracellular protein transport. Gene Ontology annotation, molecular function: ubiquitin binding; small GTPase binding; phosphatidylinositol binding. Bases 96 to 2087 code for a protein of 663 amino acids. The transcript is spliced from 17 exons. The record is from RefSeq and is a predicted model, not a curated record. NCBI's taxonomy places the organism in Eukaryota, Metazoa, Chordata, Actinopteri, Siluriformes, Clariidae. Gene Ontology annotation, cellular component: trans-Golgi network.
GUUGCGCAUGCGCAGUGUAGAGCAGUGGGGGCCGUUGUCUCGGGGAGUGACAGUCUCUAGGAUAAAAUGAAAUGCGGGUGAGACUAUGAGGCGAGAUGGCGUAUCAGGAAGGAGAGACUCUCGAAUCAUGGCUUAAUAAAGCCACUCACCCGACUAACAGGCAGGAGGAUUGGGAGUACAUCAUCGGCUUCUGUGACCAGAUCAACAAGGAACUGGAAGGUCCACAGAUUUCUGUACAGCUUCUUGUUCACAAAAUCCACUCCCCUCAGGAAUGGGAGGCUCUCCAGGCUUUAACUGUGUUGGAGGCCUGCAUGAAGAACUGUGGCAGACGAUUUCACAACGAAGUGGGCAAAUACAGGUUCUUAAACGAGCUCAUCAAAGUGGUUUCCCCCAAGUACAUGGGUGAAAGUGUCUCUGAGAGAGUGAAGACUAAGAUUAUUGAGAUGCUGUACAGCUGGACUGUAGCGUUCCCUAACGAGGUCAAGAUUAAUGAAGCGUACCAGACACUGAGGAGACAAGGACUCAUCUCUUCCGACCCUGAGCUCCCGGUUGAUAAAACUCUGAUCCCGUCUCCACCUUCUCGGCCCAAAAACCCCGUGUUCGACAACGAGGACAUGGGCAAGUUGUUAGCAGAGCUUCUUCGGAGUAAGAACCCUGAGGAUCUUCAGGAGGCCAACAGGCUGAUCAAGAACAUGGUGAAGGAGGACGACGUUCGGGUUCAGAAAAUGACCAAACGCAUGCACACGCUGGAGGAAGUAAACAAUAACGUCAAGCUGCUGAGCGAGAUGCUGAGUCAUUACGACCAAGACGGGUCAUCAGACGCAGACCGUGACCUUAUGAAGGAGCUGUACGAGCGCUGUGACAAACUAAGACGCACAGCAUUCAAACUGGCCACAGAGACAGAGGACCACGACACUAGUUUGGGCGAAAUUCUUCAGGCUAGUGAUGAGCUGGAGAGAGUUAUAAACAUUUAUAAGAAGGUAGUAAAGGGCGAGAUGGAUGGAGAGGAUACUGAGAAACCGAAACCAGCCAUCGGGAAAGGUUGUGAGACAGACACACUCAUUGAUCUGGCUGGUCUGGAUGAACCGCCUGCUCCUCAGACAACUCCUCCCACUCUAGCCUCAGGAGCAUCUCUGACCACUCAGACCGCCUGCAGUAUUCCGGUGAUCCCGCCCCCUCCUCGCCGAUUGCCUGGAGGAUUUGCCAGUCAGACCAGCAGCCCGAUUCACAGAGCCUUAGAGCCAUCGCCGGCCCACUCUUUGCUUGACGAUGAGCUGCUGUCCCUAGGGCUAAAUGAUCCUCCUCUGGUACAGAGCAGACCCAAACUGGAAGACGUGUCAUGGACUUCUUUACAGGCUCCUGCUCCUCCUGGACUCGACCUGUUCUCUGGUGGAGCAGCAGCACCAGGAACUGUGUUUCCUCCUACACACUCCAUAAGCCACCACACACACCCUGACGUGGUGACUCAGGGGCUGCAGGAUCUCGCCAUGCUAAACCUUGGAGAGGUGAAAAGUGUCUCAGCUCCGCCCAUCAUAGCAGUUGGUGUGGGGUUCUCCGCACCCUCCUCACUUUCCUCCAAUCCGUUUAUCAGCUCCACCACGCCCGGCUCGCCCCUGCACUCUCUACAGGGAACCCCUGUGCGCUCUGAGGCGUCUCUCAGCAAUCUGCAUGUCCCCCUCGACUCCAUCAAAACCAGUAAGGCUCUUCCUGUGACCGCGUAUGAUAAAGACGGAGUACGUGUCCUCCUGCACUUCGGCUCUGAGUGUCCUCCUGGGAGACCGGAUGUCCUGGUCAUUGUGGUGUCCAUGCUGAACACGGCUCCUCUCGCUGUAAAGAACAUAGAGCUACAGGCUGCAGUGCCCAAGUCUAUGAAGGUGAAGCUUCAGAGUCCAUCAGGAGCUGAGCUAGCACCCUUUAACCCCAUUCUGCCCCCUUCCUCCAUCACACAGGUUAUGCUUCUCGCUAAUCCGCUUAAGGAGAAGGUGCGUCUGCGCUACAAGCUGAUGUUCCUCCUCGGUGAGAGACAGUACUGUGAAGUGUGUGAGCUGGACCAGUUUCCUCCACCAGAGAGAUGGGGAAACCUAUAGAGCUGACACGCACACACACACACACACACACACACACACACACAAAGCAAGAGCUGUCUUAGACAUCUGUUAGAAAACUUCUGGUUUAUUUAUUAAAUUGUGUUUUAUUAAAGCUGUAAAUGAUGAGAGUGUGUUUCAGGGUCCAGGUUAGCUUCUAGUCACUUUGAGCUACAGCGCUGAUGCUAACCCUGAGAUUUCACACGUGGACAUCAAAUCGUCUCUGAAAAGGAAAUCACAGCUACUGCAGUCUCUGUCUUUCUCUGUCUUGAAACAAGGUCAUAACUCCCAGUUGAAGUCUUCUAAUGUGCAAGUUGAGGUUGUCAGUGAUUGACAAAUGUGUCUCUUCCACAAUUUGAUGAAAAGUUACAUGACAAUUUUUCAGGAUCAGGCAGUCCACUUGCUGAAUGUACACGAAACAACCACUUCUGCCAGGAUCGUCAUUUACGUACAUCCGGCUUUCUUUAAAAUGUUUGUAUGAAUCAAAUAUUUUACCGCGGCUAUGAGUCUCAUCACCGUACUCUGCCUGAAGUCUUCUGUAAAUGUCAAUCACUUUUACAGUCCUGGUUUGUUACCUCUUUCCGGUAAUUUUAAUGUGAAACAUGUGGUGUAUACAUCCAGUGUCACCCAAUCAGAAACAGUCUGGGGACGGAGCCACUGUCUUUCAGUUUCCUGUUAUUUUUUUUUUGUGUGUGUGUAAGUUUACGACAUAACUUUUAAUUAUUAAUUUCUAUUUUAAAUUAUAUUCGCUUGGCAUUAAAAGUUUGUUUUUUUGUUCAAUUCACAAGGUGAUAACAUUAGUGUGAGACGCCCACAUGUGAUACAUUAACAGACACCUCAUGCCACAAGAGGCAAACUCACUCAGAGUCUGUCGCCUUUUAGUGUGAACUCUUUUUUUUAUUGUUUAUGUAUGAAAUCAUACUGUUUAACUUAAACAACAUGGUUUAUUUUACAUCUUAUGUUUACUGAACUAAUGUGUUUUAAUUUAUUGAUGUAACUGUGUUUUUUAAUCGUUGUGUUUUUAAUUCUUUUAUUGUUUUAUAUUAGUGUGAGAGAGAGAGAGAGAGAGAGAGAGACUGUAUCCAGUCUGUAUGAGUCUAAACAAUGCCAUAAAAUUUUUUGUCCUGAUCACUGAAGUUGUAAAUGUUUAAAACAGGAAACUGAGACUGUGUGUGUGUGUGUGUGUGUGUGUGUGUGUGUGUGUAUGUGUGUGUAUGUGUGUGUAUGUGUGUGUAUGUGUGUGUGUGUGUGUGUGUGUGUGUGUGUGUGUGUGUGUGUGUUUGCCUUAUCCUCUCAAUGGUGUUUUCAGCUCAUGCAGACCCUUAAACCCACGUACUGUAACUGUACAGACUGCAGAUUGUGUGUAUACAAGAGUUCUUCUGUGUGUGUGUCCAGUAUGUGCUCGUGUCAUGCAACAGUUGUACAGGAAAUAGUUUGAACAUGUGAUCUGUUCAGCUGCAUGCAGAAAUAAAAUUUCUCUUUUAAAUUAACUAAA